GGCACACGCGGAGAGCCCAACAGAGAGGCUGCAUCCGCUCCCGGUAGCAGACGCCGCUGCGCAUCGCUCCUUAACGGACCCACACGGUACACAUCUCAGGAUUCCUUUUGGGACUUUUGAAGAUCUCAUCAUACUUUUUCAUACACACGUGGAUCAUAUUUUUGCUGUAGCACUGGGAUAUUUCUAAUCAGCGACGAAGAUGCCUGCCGACAUGAUGGAAAAGUCUUCAUCCUCUCCGGUUGCUGCGACCCCGGCAAGCAUGAACACUACUCCUGAUAAACCCAAGACAGCAUCUGAACAUAGAAAGUCAUCAAAGCCAAUUAUGGAAAAGAGAAGAAGAGCCAGAAUAAACGAGAGCUUGGGUCAGCUGAAAACUCUGAUUCUGGAUGCUCUGAAAAAAGAUAGCUCCAGACACUCCAAACUGGAGAAGGCGGACAUCCUGGAGAUGACAGUUAAACAUCUCCGGAACCUCCAGAGGGCUCAGAUGACCGCUGCGCUGAACACUGACCCCACCGUUUUGGGAAAAUAUCGCGCAGGAUUCAGUGAAUGCAUGAACGAAGUCACGCGCUUUCUGUCCACCUGCGAAGGUGUGAACACUGAGGUCAGGACGCGCCUCCUCGGCCACUUGGCCAGUUGCAUGACCCAGAUCAACGCCAUGAACUUUCCCAGCCAGCAUCAGCACCAGCAUCAGCUCCCAUCCAACGCGGGGCCAACACACCCCUCCUUCGUUCAGUCCAUGGUGCAGAUCCCCAGCUCAUCCCCGCAGGUCAUGCCCAUGAACCCGGGGUCCUGUAAAGGGGGCUCCUCGCCGGCCAGUUUACCUCCAGAUGCCACCAAAGUGUACGGCGGCUUUCAGAUCGUACCUGCCACUGACGGACAAUUCGCUUUCCUAAUCCCCAACGCGGCUUUUGCAUCAAACGGCCCAAUCAUCCCGGUUUACGCAAACAACGUCAGCACGCCGGUGCCUGUUCCGGCUGCGGUGUCCCCCGGAGCUCCCUCAGGCAACUCGGACUCGGUGUGGCGGCCGUGGUGAAAGGACCACAAUAAAGACUCUGACACUAUUAGUUUGAUGAACUCUAGAAAAGUUGUUUUUUUCCUGUAAAAAUAAAGAGUAUGCACUAUAUGUGUACAG
Messenger RNA from Nothobranchius furzeri (turquoise killifish), 1132 nucleotides. It is a transcript of the gene hes1, whose product is annotated as hairy-related 6. Lineage: Eukaryota; Metazoa; Chordata; Actinopteri; Cyprinodontiformes; Nothobranchiidae. Gene Ontology annotation, biological process: negative regulation of neuron differentiation; anterior/posterior pattern specification; regulation of neurogenesis. Gene Ontology annotation, cellular component: nucleus. Gene Ontology annotation, molecular function: protein dimerization activity; DNA-binding transcription factor activity, RNA polymerase II-specific; RNA polymerase II cis-regulatory region sequence-specific DNA binding. The record is from RefSeq and is a predicted model, not a curated record.